Molecule: messenger RNA, 1663 nt
Organism: Aureobasidium pullulans EXF-150
Lineage: Eukaryota; Fungi; Ascomycota; Dothideomycetes; Dothideales; Saccotheciaceae
Product: alpha/beta-hydrolase
Exons: 1
Coding region: 423-1532 (369 amino acids)
Molecular function (GO): feruloyl esterase activity
Source: RefSeq, a predicted model, not a curated record
CGCACUCAUCCGGUCGGUGCAACUAUCAGUACGAUAUGUUUAUUGUGAGAGUCUUGGUCAAGGACUGAGAACGUCACUGGUCGUAGCACCAAGUGGAGUCCUAAUGUUGUUAGAUAAAGGUUGAACAAUUCCCAUCCUUGUUCUUGUCCAAGACCGCGCGUUCCUGCUCUCAGCCUUGUUCGUAUUCCUACCUCAGGUGUCGCAUCUCGAGAAACAACUCGCAGGAAACGGAUCAACGGCACUUCUGCGUAACAGGAACAAUCUAUCAACAGGUAGCCAUCACAUACAAACACUAGCCUGCGGACUCCGCGGCAUCCUCACUAUCGUAAUUUGACUUUCCACAUUUCAGGCGCAAACUUCCGACAUUGAGUUAUAACAAUCUCAACCCAAAACACUCUUGGAAAGAAAUAACAUCAAAAGUCAUGAAAACUGCUUUCUUUCUCGGUGGGGCACUCGCCAUCGGAGCUCAUUCUGCUGCCACUUCAGGGUGCGGGAAAUCCUUGCCUGCACGGAUAGACCGCGGAGGUGCCAACCAGACCAAUUCUCUGAAAUUCACAACCUCCGGUGGAACAGUCCGUGAAUAUGGCCUACACAUCCCGACAUCCUACGACAGUGAUGAAUCAACACCUCUGGCCUUCUCAUUCCAUGGCCGAACACGGAUCUGGCAGGAGGAAGAGGAGAUUUCUGGAAUGUCCAAUGAAACACUGAACCCAAAUUUCAUCGUGGUAUAUCCACAGGGAAUAGACAUGCAAUGGCAAGGCGACCCGGAGGCUGUGGGAUACGACGAUGUCAGCUUCACUUUGCAACUCCUGGCCGAUCUCUCCAGUACCUAUUGCCUGGACACGAACAAGAUCUAUGCUGCAGGAAAAUCAAAUGGCGGUGCCUUCUCUGCGAAUAUCCUGGCUUGCCAUCCUGAGGCUUCGCGCACCUUCGCGGCGUUCGGAGGCAUAUCGGGCGCCUACUAUCAGGGAAACAGCGAUGCCGACUGCAAUGCUGCGACUGUACCCAUUCCUUGCAAUGCCAGUCGACCGAUCCCUAUCUUCACGACACACGGCGAUGCUGAUGAAACGAUCCCUUACGACGGCGGACCUCGUCGCGAUCGCUGUCUACCCAACCUUCCGUACUUCAUGACACAAUGGUCAGACCGCAACGGCUUUGGCACUUCCAACACGUCGACUUCACUCUAUCACAAGAACGUGGUACAGUACGAGUACGGCAACGAAACAUACCCAGGCUUCAACACUCAUCUACGCGUGCACGGCCUCGGUCACUACUGGCCUUCUCUAGCUAAUGGAAGCUCAUUCGACGCGACACCGCUCCUCCUUGACUUCUUCAACAAAUGGACGUUGGAUGCCGUCAACACAACAUCGACUGCCACAAGUUCGUCGUCAGGAACGCCGCCGGCAUCUAGUACAUCGUCGACCAGCUCGGCUGCUGCCUCGACAUCUAGUGCUGGAGAGAUCAAUGCUGUCGGUCAACAACAAUGGUUCCUUGGUGGCCUUCUUGGUGUUGUCGGUUGGUUGUUCAUCUAGUCUAGAGCCAGCAUUCAAUAAUCAUCCGGCUUCAACACGUUCGUGUCAGAGGUCUUGUCCGAAAAAAGGGUAUAGUUUGCUUCUUCUUACCUUAGCGCUAUAGAACAAACCCAAAUACAUUUCUCCAAGCU